Melitaea cinxia (Glanville fritillary) is the source of this 1684-nucleotide messenger RNA. RefSeq lists its product as uncharacterized. Lineage: Eukaryota; Metazoa; Arthropoda; Insecta; Lepidoptera; Nymphalidae. The record is from RefSeq and is a predicted model, not a curated record. The transcript has 7 exons. The coding region runs from base 88 to 1467 and encodes 459 amino acids.
GCCCACAGUUGCGCAGUUGAGUCCGGAGAUCCAACGCACUAAGAGCUCACGCAACCAAAUAGAAGUGUUCAUACAACUGUUAUAACCAUGGCAAACAUUCUCGACGUUUCGACCCCAGAUAACCUCCAGUACCAAUUCUUCCCGGUAUCCAGCGGAUCCGUACAAUUCAAAAUAAGAGCUGCCAAUGACGCUCAUAUUGCUUUAACCAUGGGACCACAAGAAUCGGAUCCCAUGAUCGAGAUAUUUAUUGGUGGUUGGGGUAAUACCAAGAGCGUUAUCAGAAGAAACAGAACAAAGCCCGAUAAAGUUGAAAUUGAAACCCCCGGGAUUCUGAAUGCUGGCGAAUUUCGCGGCUUUUGGGUGAGAUGGGAUGGCGGCAUCGUGUCUGCUGGACGUGAAGGAGAAUCUAUUCCUUUCAUUUCCUGGUCCGACCCGGAACCAUUUCCGAUAGGUUUUGUUGGUGUUUGCACAGGUUGGGGGGCGUCUGGUACCUGGAAAAUCGAAGAUGGAGCUGAAUUCAAUACACCGGACAAAUUAGAGUAUAAAUUUGGACCCGUCGCUGCUGGGUCUUUGGAAUUUGAGUACCGUGGAAAACACAACUGUCACAUUUGCCUCACUCCGGUACCAGCUGAAACCGAUCCUAUGUACGAGAUCAUUCUCGGUGGAUGGGAAAAUACUCAAUCCGUCAUUAGGCACUGUAGACAAAAACCAGAUAAGGUUACUGUCCCGACUCCCGGUCUCGUGAACCCCAAUCAAUUCAGAAAGUUUAUCGUCCAAUGGCACUGCGGCAAAUUGUCAGUUCGCGAUGGAAGUACUGGCGCUGUGUUAAUGGAAUGGAUAGACCCGUCACCUUUUCCCAUCACUCACUUCGGCGUGCGCACUGGAUAUGGCACAACAGGACAAUGGCGUAUUUCACACUUCUAUAGAGAUGGCGCAAGACCACUUCCUCCAACAGCGCCACCAGCAGCGGCUCUGUACAGCUCUCCUCCUGGCUACCCUGGCGCCCCCCAUGUAGGAGGCGGUGCGCCUAUGUAUGGUGGUGCUGGUGUCUGGGUGGACAUGACAUCCGGUCAAGUACCGCCAGGUGCUGUGGUCGGAGGACAAGACUGUUCGGGUGAACCGCUUUACGUGGCCAGAGCACAGCACCAAGGAGCCCUUAUUCCUGGAAAACUAGUUUCCUCUCAUGGAUGCGCUUAUGUAGCUUGGGGCGGACAAGAACACGGAAAGCCUGAGUACCAGGUGCUAGUCGGAGGCCCUAACAACUGGGUGCCGACCAGUGGAUCGAAUAUCCCGCCUCGCGCGUUCCCAGGAGGCCAAUCAGAAGAUGGUGAACCUCUCUUCGUUGGUAGGGUUCGCCAUGAAGGUAGCGUUACAACUGGAAAAGUUCAACAAUCUCAUGGAGUAUGCUACAUCUCUUUCGGAGGCCAAGAAUUAGGUUUCCCCGACUAUGAGGUCCUCGUGUCUUAAGUAAUUAUAAAAAAAAGUAACGCCUUAGACACCAUGUCUUGAAAUUAAGCUGCUUUCUAAAUUGUGUGACUUAUUACUUGUAAUAAUAAGACAUAUUUAAUUAUUCACACUGUGCCUGGUAAUCUUUAUAUGUUUAAGCACUGCGUAAAAAUGUAGUUGUUAUUGAUUAUUAUGUAACGAUCGUGUUAUAUUUUAUUAAAUUAUUUUUAAAGUACAA